Molecule: messenger RNA, 827 nt
Organism: Nematolebias whitei (Rio pearlfish)
Lineage: Eukaryota; Metazoa; Chordata; Actinopteri; Cyprinodontiformes; Rivulidae
Product: oxysterol-binding protein-related protein 6-like
Exons: 7
Coding region: 84-827 (247 amino acids)
Cellular component (GO): perinuclear endoplasmic reticulum; intracellular membrane-bounded organelle; cytosol
Molecular function (GO): cholesterol binding
Source: RefSeq, a predicted model, not a curated record
CCAAAGUCCACUCACUUUCCCUGUCCUCUGACUCUUCUGAAGAAUCCUUCUGCACUGUCCGUCCAGACCAGAGGACACCAUCUAUGGGUCGUCACAGUCAUCGUGCUCCCUCAGUGGCAGAGUCCAUGGCAGAGUAUUUUGAUGCCAGUGAGGUGAUCAUAUGUGAGACCUCAUCAGAAGCUGAAGCUUCAGAUGAGUCCGGCCUGAGUGAUGUCACAACCACCAGCAACUCAGAGCCUGAAGAAGGACAUUCAUCUACUACUCUGAGUUACAGAGCAAGUCUGAAGAGUUCGACUGACAAACCCAACCUGGUACCCAAAGAUACAGGUCGUCGCACGGCUCUUCCCGCCCCGGGAGCAGACAACAGCCAUAUUGGAAUCAUGACUAUAUUGUACAACAACAUUGGAAAAGACCUGUCCAGAGUCUCGAUGCCCGUUGCUCUCAAUGAGCCGCUGUCUUUGCUUCAGAGACUCAGUGAAGAGCUGGAGUACCCUGAGCUGCUGGACAUCGCCAGUAACACAGACGAUCCAUUUGAAAGAAUGGUUUACGUGGCAGCCUUCUCCAUUUCUGGUUAUGCCUGGGCAUCCUGGAGAUAUCGAUACAAACCCUUCAACCCUAUUUUAGGAGAAACUUAUGAAAACCAUAGAGAAGAUCGAGGAUUUCAUUACAUCAGUGAACAGGUCUGCCAUCAUCCACCCAUCUCUGCAUGCCACGCAGAGUCUGAAAACUUCACUUUCUGGCAAGACCAGAGAUGGAAGAACAAGUUCUGGGGAAAAUCUGUGGAGAUCAUCUCAUCAGGACUGGUGAAUGUAACACUUCCCCGGUGA